Molecule: messenger RNA, 2685 nt
Organism: Ceratosolen solmsi marchali
Lineage: Eukaryota; Metazoa; Arthropoda; Insecta; Hymenoptera; Agaonidae
Product: non-lysosomal glucosylceramidase
Exons: 14
Coding region: 59-2557 (832 amino acids)
Biological process (GO): glucosylceramide catabolic process; carbohydrate metabolic process
Cellular component (GO): membrane
Molecular function (GO): beta-glucosidase activity; glucosylceramidase activity
Source: RefSeq, a predicted model, not a curated record
UUAUAUUGAACUAAAUUGAAUUGCUAAAUUGUUUAAAAGCUUAAAUACAGUUUUUUAAAUGGAAACAACCGCGAAGAACAUACCAAAGUAUGGUUUUAAAGUUAGACUUGAUCACGAAUUUCCAGAGAAAUGGUCUCAACGAUUAAGACCCAAAUUCAAGCAAACUAUUCAAAUGUUGCCACUGGCUUGGAGGUAUGCAUUUUACUAUGCUAGUAUAAGUCGAACUGGUCGUCCAGUUGUAAUGGAUUAUCGGAAUAUGCAGAAUGGUCAACAGAUCUACGGCGUACCUAUAGGCGGCCUUGGAGGCGGUACUAUCGGUCGGGGCUUUAGAGGUGAAUUCUGUCGGUAUGCAUUGUUACCCGGCUUGUACAACUAUCACGUUAUUCCUGCUAAUCAAUUUAUCUUGACUGUGAGAGAUGGUAAUGAAAACGCCAUAUACAAUCAGGUCCUGUCGACGAAAACAAAGCCGAAAGUCUUGAAAUCAUGGAAGUGGGGUUUCGACGGAAAAAAAGCCUCUUAUACGGGGUUGUAUCCACGGUCUUGGACGACUUACGAAGUGGAAGAGUGUGGAUUGAGGUUAACAUGCCGUCAAGUUUCACCGGUGUUACCUCACAAUUAUAAGGACAGUUCAUUACCUUGUGCUGUAUUUGCUUGGGAUAUCGUUAAUAGCUCGAAAAAAGAUUUACAAAUAUCUAUCACUUUUUCGUUCCAGAGUGGCUACGGUAAUAAAGAGAAUAGUCAAGGUGACAAAUGGACGGAACUGUUCGACUUGGAUGAUGUCAGUGGCGCUAUGAUUCACCAAGAAUUCCGUAGUAUGCCCUGUACAUACGCGAUAAGCUCGAGAUCGCGGCGAGACAACGACAAGAACGAAGGUAACAUCGACGUCGUAAGCGUGACUCGAAUGCUGAACUUCGAUCCUCGUGGCGAUGGCGCUAUACUUUGGCAGAAGCUCCAGAACGACGGCAAGCUUUACGAACAUAAAGAGCCUAGAGCCUCGAGCAAGUCGAAGAAAUCUAUUGCAACAGCAGUGUGCGCCAAUACUUUAGUAAAGUCUGGUUCCAGUGGAACGUUGGAGUUUUCUGUUGUCUGGGAUAUGCCAAAAAUUCAUUUUCAUAAUAAAAACACGAAUUAUUCGAGGUAUUACACGAAAUACUUCAGUCCCAGCGAUGGAUCGAAGGUCUCGGUCGCUCCGGAAAUCGCUCGUUAUGCGCUGUCUCAUUACGAGAAUUGGGAACAGGAAAUUCAACGCUGGCAGAAGCCAGUUUUGGAGGAUGCCGAUUUGCCGGAUUGGUACAAAAGCGCCCUGUUUAACGAGUUGUAUUUUGUUGCCGACGGCGGUAGCAUUUGGCUUAGGAUCAACGAGACGGACAAACUCCAACCCGAUGAUCCACGGAUAGAAUAUGGACGUUUCGCGUAUCUCGAAGGGCACGAGUAUCGGAUGUAUAACACGUAUGACGUGCACUUUUAUGCAGCAUUUGCUCUCGCACAGCUGUGGCCUAACCUGGAGGCCUGCAUACAGUACGAGUUUCGUGAUAGUGUGCACGCGGAGAACCAGCAGCGACUUCAAACACUUUACGAUGGUGCGAGGAUCCAACGGAAAUUUAAGGAGAGCGUACCACAUGAUAUUGGCGACCCUGGUGAGGAGCCGUUUAACAUGAUCAACGCAUAUCCAAUUCAUGAUGUUUCGCAGUGGCGAGAUCUUGAUUCAAAGUUUAUUUUAAGUUGCUAUAGGAUUUAUUUUUUUAAUAAUAAUCUGAAGCAUUUAAAAGAUUUUUGGCCAACUAUAAAAAAGUUAUUGGAACACUCUAUGACAUUCGACGAAGAUAAUGAUGGUCUUAUAGAGAAUGGCGGCUUUCCAGAUCAAACUUAUGACUGUUGGAUAAUGAAUGGAUCCAGUGCAUACUGUGGUAGCCUAUGGAUUGCCGCUCUUCAAGCUUCCGUAAAAAUGGCUGAACUAUUGAACGAACAAGAAGAUUCUUUUAAAUACAAAGAAAUAUUAGAUCGGGCUAAAAUAGCUUUCCAAGAUAAGCUUUGGAAUGGGAAGUAUUAUAAUUUUGACUGCAGUAAAGGUCUGAAAAGAAAUAGUAUUAUGAGUGAUCAACUUUGUGGACACUGGAUUUUGAGAGCUUGUGGAUUUACUUACGAGGCCUUUCCAGAAGAUCGAGUGAAAUCAUCACUGAAGACCAUAUUUCAAAAUAAUGUCAUGAAGUACAGGAAUGGCCAACAGGGUGCAGUCAACGGAUGUUUACCGACUGGUUCAGUUGAUUACUCCAGCAUACAAAGUGAGGAGAUGUGGACUGGUGUUGCUUAUGGCUUAGCUGCCCUUUUAAUACACGAGGGAAUGAUUGAAGAAGCAUUUCGAACAUCCGAGGGCGUUUACCGAACCAUCUAUGAAAAAAUUGGAAUGGGUUUCGAGACGCCCGAAGCUCUGUAUGAGCAGAAAGUGUACCGGGCCAUUGGUUACAUGCGUCCGCUCUCAAUUUGGGCGAUGCAUCACGCUUGGACGACGAGAAAGAUCAGCUCUGUUGGUACAACUGACGACGCACUAGAUCAAUAAAACCUACCAGAAAUCAACAUAUAUUUAAAAUUAUAGUAUUUGUAUAUUUCAUACUACACAAAAGGCAUUUGAUUCUGGUAAUGGUUGAAUUAUCCUUUUUAAAAUUGAUCUUUUACUAAUUACAAUGG